This is a messenger RNA of Belonocnema kinseyi, 1624 nucleotides long. RefSeq names its product queuine tRNA-ribosyltransferase accessory subunit 2-like. The transcript has 3 exons. Gene Ontology annotation, molecular function: pentosyltransferase activity. Lineage: Eukaryota; Metazoa; Arthropoda; Insecta; Hymenoptera; Cynipidae. The coding region runs from base 1279 to 1560 and encodes 93 amino acids. The record is from RefSeq and is a predicted model, not a curated record.
AUAUAAAAUAAAACCAAUUAUUCGUAGUUCUUAUUAACAGCAAAAUAUUUUCUAACAGAACAAACUGCAUCACCAGGUUUAAGUUUGAUAUCCUCCCUGCGUCAAAUAGUUAUUUGCCCUUCUCUAACAAUAUUUGGAUCAUUUGACGCUUUGAAAAAUGCAAUUUUGUUAGUUUUCUCCUGGUCCCGAUGACUUUUAUAUCCCGAUUUACAAUAAAAAACAAACGCAUUUGACCAUUUUUUGUUCAAAAUUUAAAUACUGCGAAUAUUUUGGAGCAUCUGUAAAUAGAUGCAUAUUUUUACUUCUAAAAUCAGUUUUUUUCAGUUCAAAACACUCAAAGAUUAUUUAGAACUGUCAGUAAAUUACUUUUAAUGUUUUAUUAAAUGCAAUGUUAUUAUUUUGCCAGGGGACUACGAAAUCCUAUCGAAUAUUAACAUGAAAUUCACGAACUAACACGUAAUUAUACGUAAUAACGUGGUAAUUAUAACUCACAGGGUGGUCAACUCAUGGGUCGUUCGUAUAUUUUUAAAUAUUUAGUAUCAGGAUUAUAAAGAUACACAUAUGAAGCGUUAAUUAUUGAAAAAGUUGUAAAAUUUAAUUUUAAAAUAUAACGGAUCACAUUGAAAACCUAAAUAUUCGCACAUUUCACACGGAUUUCAAUCAUUAUUUCGUGAAUGUAUAUUUGCAGCCAUGCAUCUAAAUUUCUCGAGCGACUUGAGUUAGAGAAGUUCAGCUGUAAAAUUGAAAAAGUAACAAAUUUAUUUUAUUUUUUAAAAGUAUAUUCUCCUUUAAUGUUGCACAGAAUUGUAUAAUAUUUUACCAGACGACGCAAAAUGAUCUAUUUAUUCGUGCUAACAUAAAAACUCAAAAUCGGAAAAAAAUUACUUAGAGCGGUAUGCUAACAGAACGCGAGUUGGAGCUGUGUAUGGACUAAAUUAGAACUCAAGCUCUCCGCAAUGGAGCCAUCGAUAUGUAAUCACAAAAUACAUGCGAUGACAGACACUGCCAAACAAAGCGAGCAUCACUGAAAAAGAUACUUCUUAGUAAAAAACGUCGCGUGAAAUGCAUGAAGGCUUGGAUGACCUAGUCAAGAUAUGUUCUGCUAGUAGAAAGCCAGGGCGAUAAAAGCUGGAAUGAGCUUGGGUUUGCUCUUCGUCGGCAUGUUUACUGCUGUGAAUUGAGAGAUGAUAACUAAAAUUAAAACGGAUCGGUGAUGAAAAACAUAAGUAAUUGAUGGAUGUUCAAUAUGGAUGACAAAUAUAAUUUGACGGAUACCACAUGGAAUCUUUAUCUCUUCCCGAAAUUAUCUCGUACGCAAAUGAUUUUUCUCCUAUAUGUGCUGAUUGCACGUGCUCGACCUGCAAACACCACACGAAAGCCUACGUUCAUCACUUAUGUCAAACCAAAGAAUUACUCGGCCUAGUACUUUUAAUGAUACACAACAUGCACCACUAUAUGGAGUUCUUCGAAGCGAUUCGAAGCAACUUAAGAAAUGCAACAUUCCUAGCAUUUAAAGAAAAUAUUGUUUCCAAGUAUCUAUCACAUAUUCGUCGUUCCUAAUGCCAAUGUAAAUUAAAUAAAAUGCUUUGUAAAAAUGCUUUCAAUAAAGUUACUUUCUUACCAA